AUGGCAGGAGAUCAGGCGCAGUUUUUCCAGUUAUUAAAUACAUUGUUAUCAACAGAUAAUGACAUCCGAUCCCAGGCAGAAGAAGCAUACAACAACAUCCCAACUGAAGCAAAAGUAGUGCACCUAGUGGGUGCUGUGCAAAAUGUGGAACUGGGUGAAGAGGGGCGGCAGACAGCAGCUGUACUGUUACGCCGCCUUCUUAGCGCAGAGUUCUUUGAAUUCUUCCCCAAGCUGCCUUUUGAACAGCAAGUUUUGUUACGUGAGCAAUUGCUACUAUCACUCCAGAUGGAUGUCACCCAACAGCUGCGUCGAAAGAUUUGCGACGUAGUAUCAGAGCUUGCCAGAAACCACAUCGAUGACGACGGCGUCAACCAAUGGCCGGAGUUCUUACAGUUCAUGUUCAAUUGCGCCAACUCCCAGGACGCAAAUAUGAAGGAAGCUGGCAUUCGUAUGUUUACUUCAGUGCCAGGAGUAUUCGGUAACCAGCAGAACCAAAAUCUGGAUGUAAUUAAGCGCAUGCUUUUGUCGGCGCUGCAGCCUACCGAGUCAGAUGCAUUACGCAUCCAAGCCGUAAAGGCUAUCGGCGCCUUUAUACUGCUGCACGACAAGGAACCCGUCAUCCAACAGCACUUUCAGGAUGUCCUGCUUCCUCUUAUGCAGGUGGUAGUGCAGUCGAUCGACAACGCCGAAGACGACGCAGCUCUUAAGGUGCUUAUCGAGCUUGCUGAGUCCACUCCAAAAUUUUUGCGACCACAGCUAGAGAACAUCUUCCAAGUGUGCAUAAAGGUGAUCGGCGACACUGAUGCCGAAGACAACUGGAGGCAGCUGGCUCUCGAGACGCUGGUGACGCUGUGCGAAACCGCGCCGGCCAUGGUGCGCCGGCAGGCCGCGCACGCCAUCCGCCUGCUGACGCCGCUCGUGCUCGAGAUGAUGUGCGAGCUGGAAGAUGAGCCUGACUGGUCCCUUCAGGAUGACGCAGCCGACGAGGAUAACGAAAACAACUACGUAGCAGCGGAGUCUGCCCUUGACCGCAUGUGCUGCGGCCUGGGCGGCAAGAUCAUGUUGGGAUUAAUCGUAGGCCAAGUGCCUGAAAUGCUAAACUCUGAGGACUGGCGGAGAAGACACGCGGCGCUCAUGGCCGUGUCCUCGGCCGGCGAAGGCUGCCAUAAGCAAAUGGAGGCCAUGCUCGAGCAAGUUGUCAGUGCUGUGCUCAACUACUUGACAGAUCCUCAUCCGCGCGUGCGCUAUGCAGCUUGCAACGCUAUUGGACAGAUGUCUACUGACUUCGCUCCGUCCUUUGAGAAGAAGUUCCACGAUAAAGUAGUGCCUGGCCUUCUUUUGGUGCUCGAUGACAAUGCUAAUCCCCGCGUGCAGGCUCACGCUGCUGCUGCUCUCGUAAACUUCAGUGAAGACUGCCCCAAGCCAAUUUUGACUCAAUAUCUUGAACCAUUGAUGGGCAAACUCGAAGCCAUUCUGACUACAAAAUUUACUGAGUUGGUACAACGCGGCACAAAGCUUGUACUGGAGCAGAUUGUGACGACGAUCGCAUCUGUGGCUGACACAGUGGAGCACGACUUCGUAAUGUACUAUGACCGCCUACUGCCCUGCCUUAAGUACAUCAUCGCCAACGCCAAUACCGAGGAACUCAAGAUGCUCCGUGGCAAGACCAUUGAGUGUGUCAGCCUCAUUGGAUUAGCUGUCGGCCAAGAGAAAUUCGUAGAAGACGCCAUCGAAGUAAUGGGUUUACUAUUAGGGCACAUGAAAGGCGAGGGCCUGCCCGCUGACGACCCACAGACCUCUUACCUGAUUUCAGCCUGGUCUCGCUUUUGCAGGAUUUUGGGCAAGAGAUUCGCGCAGUUUCUGCCUAUGGUGAUGGAGCCAGUGAUGCGCACAGCCGCUAUGAAGCCUGAGGUGGCUCUUUUGGACAAUGACGAUCUCGAAACCAUCGAGGGAGAUCUGGACUGGCAUUUCGUCACUCUUGGAGAACAGCAAAAUUUUGGCAUUAAAACUGCCGGAUUGGAAGACAAAGCUUCGGCAUGUGACAUGCUGGUAUGCUACGCUCGUGAGUUGAAGGAGGAUUUCGCCGAAUAUGUAGAGGAAGUGGUGAAGCUAAUGGUGCCAAUGCUGAAGUUCUACUUUCACGACGGGGUGCGCACUUCAGCUGCCGAGUCUUUGCCGUAUCUCCUAGAAUGCGGCCGUGCUCGUGGCGCUCCAUUUAUUCAAGGAAUGUGGGCCUUCAUUCUCCCAGAACUGCUUAAGGCUAUUGACUCUGAGCCCGAGCAGGAAGUGCAAGUUGAACUGCUCAACAGUCUCGCGAAGUGUAUUGAACUUCUGGGUGCGGGCUGCUUGCCCGACGAGAUGAUGGUGGAUGUUCUUCGCAUCCUCAACAAGCUUUUAACGGAACACUUCGAACGCGCUACUGAGCGCCACCAGAAACGCAACGACGAGGAUUACGAUGAGGUGGUAGAAGAACAACUGGUAGAUGAAGAUAACGAGGAUGUGUAUGGACUUUCGCGCGUGGCAGAUGUGUUACACGCGCUUAUGUCCACGUACCGCGAGAACUUCUUCCCGCAGCUGGACACCCUAUUGCCACACCUGGUGGCGCUCUUGGGACCCGGCCGCCCUUAUGCUGAUCGCCAAUGGGCUAUAUGCAUUUUCGACGACGUUAUAGAAUUUGGAGGACCUGCAUGCGUGAAGUAUCAAGACAUUUUCCUGGAGCCGAUGCUGAGUGGCCUGAGUUCGGCCGAGGCGGAGGUGCGGCAAGCGUGCGCGUACGGGUGCGGUGUGCUAGCGCAGUUCGGCGGCGCGCAGUUCGCGAGCGCGUGCGCGCGCGCCGUGCCGCUGCUCGCCGCGCUCAUCUCCGCGCCCGACGCUCGCGCCGAUCACAACAUUAACGCCACCGAAAACGCUAUAUCCGCCGUCGCCAAGAUCCUCAAAUAUAACCACUCGCAGAUCAAUCGAGAUGAGAUUAUCAGGCAUUGGUUGACAUGGCUGCCUGUGGUGGAGGACACUGAGGAAGCGCCACAUGUGUAUUCCUUGCUUUGUGAGCUGGCGGCUACUGGGCACCCGGCGCUGCAGACUCCGGAUGCUCCGCAAAGGGUCAUCGCCACACUCGCUGAAGCUUUCUUGCGUGACGCUGUACCAACUGAAAACCCCGUGUAUGCGCAAAUGGUGGCUCUUCUUCGUCAGAUACAGAGCAACACGGACUUGUUCAACUCAUGCCUUAUGCAGCUGAGUAACGAGCACAAGGAAGCGCUGCAAACAGCACUGUCGACGUAGUGGCGCCCGGCUCGCCCGCUAUUCCCUGUAUUUAUUGCCCGCACCUGCACCUCGUGCCGCAAGCCCCGCCCCCGCAACAUUUACCCGCGACGCGUCGACUGACGUUUACCCUUCGAUUACUGUGUGUAACGAUCGAUUUCAUUGUAAUGAACUUUUAAUGUAAUAAAAA
Molecule: messenger RNA, 3448 nt
Organism: Hyposmocoma kahamanoa
Lineage: Eukaryota; Metazoa; Arthropoda; Insecta; Lepidoptera; Cosmopterigidae
Gene: Karybeta3
Product: importin-5
Exons: 18
Coding region: 1-3279 (1092 amino acids)
Biological process (GO): protein import into nucleus
Cellular component (GO): nucleus; cytoplasm
Molecular function (GO): nuclear import signal receptor activity
Source: RefSeq, a predicted model, not a curated record